Catharus ustulatus (Swainson's thrush) is the source of this 3308-nucleotide messenger RNA. RefSeq names its product nemo like kinase (gene NLK). Gene Ontology annotation, molecular function: ATP binding; MAP kinase activity. The record is from RefSeq and is a predicted model, not a curated record. Gene Ontology annotation, biological process: intracellular signal transduction; protein phosphorylation. Gene Ontology annotation, cellular component: cytoplasm; nucleus. The coding region runs from base 98 to 1648 and encodes 516 amino acids. The transcript is spliced from 12 exons. NCBI's taxonomy places the organism in Eukaryota, Metazoa, Chordata, Aves, Passeriformes, Turdidae.
GGUUGGCGCCCGCACACAUGAAGAGACUCCCCGAGUUGUUUGGCUUCGCGAGGAGAUAAGGCCAGUGGAGCUCCAUGUUUUUAAAGCCAACGCAAAAAUGAUGGCGGCUUACAAUGGCGGUACGUCUGCGGCAGCAGCAGGUCACCACCACCACCAUCACCACCACCUUCCUCACCUCCCUCCUCCUCACCUCCAUCACCACCACCAUGCUCAGCACCACCUGCACGCCGGCUCGGCGGCCGCGGUGCACCCCGUGCAGCAGCAUGCCUCCUCGGCCGCCGCGGCCGCCGCAGCCGCGGCCGCCGCCGCCGCGAUGUUGAACCCAGGGCAGCAGCAGCCGUACUUCCCAUCCCCGGCCCCGGGCCAGGCCCCUGGACCGGCUGCAGCAGCCCCAGCUCAGGUACAGGCUGCAGCAGCUGCUGCAGUCAAAGCGCACCAUCAUCAGCACUCACAACAUCCACAGCAGCAACUGGACAUUGAGCCGGACAGACCCAUCGGAUACGGAGCCUUUGGUGUUGUCUGGUCAGUAACAGAUCCACGAGAUGGAAAGAGAGUUGCACUCAAAAAGAUGCCCAACGUCUUCCAAAACUUGGUCUCUUGUAAAAGGGUCUUCCGGGAGUUGAAGAUGUUGUGUUUUUUUAAGCAUGACAAUGUACUCUCUGCCCUCGACAUCCUCCAGCCUCCACACAUUGACUAUUUUGAAGAAAUCUAUGUUGUCACUGAGUUGAUGCAGAGUGACCUCCAUAAGAUUAUCGUCUCUCCUCAGCCACUCAGCUCCGAUCAUGUCAAAGUUUUUCUUUACCAGAUUUUAAGAGGUCUGAAAUAUCUACAUUCUGCUGGCAUUUUACAUCGAGACAUUAAACCAGGGAACCUACUCGUGAACAGCAACUGUGUCCUUAAGAUUUGUGAUUUUGGAUUGGCCAGGGUGGAAGAGCUAGACGAGUCGCGGCACAUGACUCAGGAAGUUGUCACUCAGUAUUACCGCGCUCCGGAGAUCCUGAUGGGCAGCCGCCACUACAGCAACGCCAUCGACAUCUGGUCUGUGGGCUGCAUCUUUGCAGAGUUGCUGGGCAGAAGGAUAUUGUUCCAGGCACAGAGUCCCAUCCAGCAGCUGGAUCUGAUCACAGACCUGCUGGGCACGCCGUCGCUGGAGGCGAUGAGGACGGCUUGUGAAGGCGCCAAGGCACACAUACUCAGGGGUCCUCAUAAACAGCCAUCCCUUCCUGUCCUAUAUACACUCUCCAGUCAAGCUACACAUGAAGCAGUUCAUCUCCUUUGCAGGAUGUUGGUCUUUGAUCCAUCCAAGAGGAUAUCUGCUAAGGAUGCCUUAGCUCACCCCUACCUGGACGAGGGGCGCCUGCGGUACCACACCUGUAUGUGCAAAUGUUGUUUCUCCACCUCGACUGGCAGAGUUUAUACCAGUGAUUUUGAACCCAUCACUAACCCCAAAUUCGAUGACACUUUUGAGAAGAACCUCAGUUCUGUUCGGCAGGUUAAAGAAAUAAUUCAUCAGUUCAUUUUGGAACAGCAGAAAGGAAACAGAGUGCCUCUCUGCAUCAACCCUCAGUCUGCUGCUUUUAAGAGCUUUAUUAGCUCCACGGUCGCCCAGCCCUCCGAGAUGCCGCCGUCGCCGCUGGUGUGGGAGUGACCGGAGCCCCCCGUACUACUGAAGAUGUAAUGUAGCUUUCCACUGGAGUCUGGGAUUUGCAAUUCUGGAGGUUAAUCAUGCUUGUACUGUAAUUUUACUAAUGAAGUUUUAAAUUAACAACCACUACUUGUACAAUAUGAAUAAUACUUAGAAAUGUACUAGACUUUUAAUCUUGUAAAGUGGUUGUGCUUUUAGAAGAAAAUAUUUUACCCAGAGUUGCACGUGUUUUAUGAAUUCUAGUGCAGCUGUGAUGGCUCAGCUCAGAACAAACAAUUGAACCAAAUUCGGGGAGGUUUUUCUUUUUAUUUUCUUUUUUGUUUUUCCAUUUUUUUUUAUUGAAGUGAGAUUGUACAAACAGAUAGACAUACAUUUUGAUAUUGAGCCAUUCCUGAAGAUUUUGGGUUUUCUAAAACUAAGGAAUACAGAAAACUUGACUGCGACCAAUCAUGAAGUCCCUGUGGGUGGCGGUGGCCAUGGGAAGUGACCACGUCCCCUGAUGCCCAACCCUAUAAAUAGCUUCUCACUAGAGCUGUGAUGGUGAUGUGUGCUGUUCUAAAAUCAAAUGUUGUGAGUAGAGAGAAUGAGUUUGUGACUAGGAGAGACUAAACUUCUGUUUCCUUACCCAGUAUAAAUAUAUAUAUAUAUUUAAUCUAUUUUUAUUAGAAGUUUUUCUGCUCUUUCUUACAUAAAACCCCCCAGCAUGCAUCUUCUAUGUGUGUAAAUAAUUCCAUUUAUGGGCUAAUUUCAGAGAUCCCUGACAUCAUUGCUGUAUAGAGAGAAACUAGCUUGCACAUUUUAGGUCUGUGAAAUUUUGUGAGAACUUUUUCCUGCACUGGACAGUUGAGAGAAAAAAAAAAAAAGAAAAGGACAAAAAAAAGCACAUAGGGAAUUCUGUUAAUUGUGUUUGUGUCUUUAGGCAAAGCUGUGGAAGUCUUGAAAUGUCACAGUAGUAAAUAACUUUUAUUACUUUUUGGCUAAUUCUUUUUCUGUUGGAACACUGAAUUCUGUGCAUAUGUAUAUAUGAACACAAAUUGAAGGCCUCUACCUCCUGGAGUAUACAACUUGGUUUGUUUACCUCCACAUGAUUUUUUUUUUUUUAAGUUUAGUGUGGAGACUUGAAACUUGAAUGUCCCUUCCAACUUUUGUAUUUAAAACAAGACUAGAAAAUUGAAGACUGUUUUUCACCUGUACAAAGGAAUACUAAAAGGUGGUCUUAAAAUUUGAGCCUUGGUCUGGAGAGAAACCAUGGUGUUUGUUAUGGACAAUUAACUGUUAAAGUUAUUGUAAGUUAUCUGUAUUUAGCAGAGUAUUUUCAACAAGAGUGAUCUGAGCUGGAAUUGGAGACUAUUAGUAAGUUAUGUUUGGAAGUUUUAACUUCAAUGAAGUAAUUAUUUGCUGUGAAAGAGACAAACAUUGAAUAACUGAACAAAGAUGGUGCAAUAUCUUUGUUUUUUAUGAGGCUCCUGAGAAUAAAACCAACUGAAGCAUUUCAAUUCACUUGAAUGAGAAACGUGUUUAAUUAUCGAGCCCCAGAAGACACUGGUAUGAAAGGUAAAAUCUCAGAGGUUGGUCAGUUAAUGUGGCACACUUGCUGGUCACUUUGUAAAAUGUAGAUUUGGAGUACAGUGGUGAAAACAUUAAAUGUGACAUUUGAAAACGC